Ilex paraguariensis (yerba mate) is the source of this 285-nucleotide messenger RNA. Lineage: Eukaryota; Viridiplantae; Streptophyta; Magnoliopsida; Aquifoliales; Aquifoliaceae. The record is from the annotation of a GenBank genome assembly.
AUGAAUGAUAUUCGAAGGAGAUUCCCGAUGCAUAUGAGAGACUUCUUCUUGAUGCUAUUGAAGGUGAAAGGAGACUUUUUUAUUAGAAGUGACGAACUGGAUGCUGCUUGGGCGCUCUUCACGCCUGUAUUGAAUGAGCUGGAAGGGAAGAAAAUAGUUCCUGAGUACCACCCAUAUGGGGGUCGAGGUCCUGUGGCCUUGGGAGCCCACUAUCUUGUGAUCAGUAAUAGAUUGCUUUGCCAUUGCCAGAAGACUUGCACAAUGGUGGUGGGAAUGACUCCUUGA